UUUGCUCCAUUUGCCCUCCCAUCAAACCUCCACACCUUUCAAUCUGUUUUAGGUCAGUACUACUCAACUUUACUAUACACUAAAACUGUCCCUCCCUCCCCCACCUGGAGCUCUGACUCAGCCACUAUCGUUUGCGUGCAAACCUGGCUCAGCGGGAGAAAACCAAGUCUCUCCUCCUACCGCCACCAUGUCUGCCGAGACUUUCGAGUUCCAGGCUGAGAUCUCUCAGCUCCUCUCCCUCAUCAUCAACACUGUCUACUCCAACAAGGAGAUUUUCCUGCGUGAGCUGAUCUCCAACGCCUCCGAUGCUCUGGACAAGAUUCGCUAUGAGUCCCUGUCCGACCCCUCUAAGCUCGACUCGGGCAAGGAUCUCCGCAUCGACCUGAUCCCCAACGCCGAGGCCAAGACCCUCACCAUCCGUGAUACCGGUAUCGGUAUGACCAAGGCUGACCUCAUCAACAACCUCGGUACCAUUGCUCGCUCUGGUACUAAGCAGUUCAUGGAGGCUCUCUCCGCUGGUGCUGAUAUCUCCAUGAUCGGUCAGUUCGGUGUUGGUUUCUACUCUGCCUACCUUGUGGCCGACCGUGUCACCGUCAUCUCCAAGCACAAUGAUGACGAGCAGUACAUCUGGGAGUCCGCUGCCGGUGGUACCUUCACCCUCACCCAGGACACCGAGGGUGAGCAGCUUGGUCGUGGUACCAAGAUCAUCCUCCACCUGAAGGAUGAGCAGACCGACUACCUCAACGAGAGCCGCAUCAAGGAGGUUGUCCGCAAGCACUCCGAGUUCAUCUCCUACCCCAUCUACCUCCACGUCCUGAAGGAGACCGAGAAGGAGGUCCCCGACGAGGAGGACCACUUGGCUGUCAAGCACUUCUCCGUCGAGGGUCAGCUCGAGUUCCGUGCCAUCCUCUACGUCCCCAAGCGUGCUCCCUUCGACCUGUUCGAGUCUAAGAAGACCAAGAACAACAUCAAGCUCUACGUCCGCCGUGUCUUCAUCACCGAUGACGCCACUGACCUCAUCCCCGAGUGGCUCAGCUUCGUCAAGGGUGUUGUCGACUCUGAGGACCUUCCUCUCAACCUGUCUCGUGAGACUCUCCAGCAGAACAAGAUCAUGAAGGUCAUCAAGAAGAACAUCGUCAAGAAGACCCUCGAGCUCUUCACCGAGAUCGCUGAGGACCGCGAGCAGUUCGACAAGUUCUACUCUGCCUUCAGCAAGAACAUCAAGCUCGGUAUCCACGAGGACGCCCAGAACCGUCCCACUCUGGCCAAGCUCCUCCGCUACCAGUCCACCAAGUCUGGUGAUGAGGCUACCUCCCUUACCGACUACGUCACCCGUAUGCCCGAGCACCAGAAGCAGAUCUACUACAUCACCGGCGAGUCCAUCAAGGCUGUUGCCAAGUCUCCCUUCCUGGACAGCCUCAAGCAGAAGAACUUCGAGGUUCUGUUCCUGGUUGACCCCAUUGACGAGUACGCCUUCACUCAGCUGAAGGAGUUCGACGGCAAGAAGUUGGUCGACAUCACCAAGGACUUCGAGCUUGAGGAGUCCGAGGAGGAGAAGGCUGAGCGCGAGAAGGAGGAGAAGGAGUUCGAGGGUCUCGCCAAGAGCCUCAAGAACAUCCUCGGCGACAAGGUCGAGAAGGUCGUUGUCUCCCACAAGCUCGUUGGCUCUCCUUGCGCCAUCCGUACCGGCCAGUUCGGUUGGUCCGCUAACAUGGAGCGUAUCAUGAAGGCCCAGGCCCUCCGUGACACCUCCAUGAGCUCUUACAUGUCCUCCAAGAAGACUUUCGAGAUCUCUCCCAAGUCCUCUAUCAUUAAGGAGCUCCGCAAGAAGGUUGAGGCCGAUGGCGAGGGUGACCGCACUGUCAAGUCCAUCACUCAGCUGCUCUUCGAGACCUCCCUCCUGGUCUCCGGUUUCACCAUUGAGGAGCCCGCUAGCUUCGCUGAGCGCAUCCACAAGCUCGUCUCCCUUGGUCUGAACAUCGACGAGGAGGCUGAGACCACCGAGGAGAAGGCUGCUGAGGAGGCUGCCCCUGCCGCCGCCGCUGCCGAGAGCUCCAUGGAGGAGGUUGACUAAAUGUUGACCGCAUGAUGUCACGAUCUUCUUUUCGAGCAAAAUGGAAAUGAGAUGUAACUGAUUUGUGAUGACCCGGAAACUGUUCCAGCGGUAUUUGCAUCAGGGAUCUAAUAUUCACUGAACGAUAUUGCGUUAUUAAUCGGAACGGCAAAGGAACCCUUUUUCCUUUGAUCCUUU
This is a messenger RNA of Aspergillus welwitschiae, 2251 nucleotides long. RefSeq names its product chaperone Hsp90 (gene hsp90). The coding region runs from base 188 to 2074 and encodes 628 amino acids. The transcript has 4 exons. Gene Ontology annotation, biological process: protein folding; protein stabilization; cellular response to heat. Gene Ontology annotation, molecular function: ATP-dependent protein folding chaperone; ATP binding; ATP hydrolysis activity. NCBI's taxonomy places the organism in Eukaryota, Fungi, Ascomycota, Eurotiomycetes, Eurotiales, Aspergillaceae. Gene Ontology annotation, cellular component: protein-containing complex; cytosol; perinuclear region of cytoplasm. The record is from RefSeq and is a predicted model, not a curated record.